AUGACGACUGCAUCCUGUGGCAUCCUGCUCAAGGAGAACGAGUCAGGGGAGUGGACGGAGGAGGUGGGCUGCAGUCUUCAUGGGGUCUCUUCAGGCUGCCUGGUCCCCUCACUGAAGGUCUUGGCUCCUGCCACAGGCCCUGCCCACACACUUCUUCUGUACCGGAAGCUUGCCCUUAAGAACCACCCUUUGAAAUCAAGUGACCCUGYGGCUAAAGAGACCUUUAAGCAAAUAGCAGAGGCCUAUGAUGUGCUGAGUGACCCUGUGAAGAGAGCCAUCUAUGACAAGUUCGGAGAAGAAGGCCUGAAGGGCGGGAUUCCCCUGGAGUUUGGAUCCCAGGCCCCGUGGACAGCUGGCUACGUCUUCCACGGCAACCCUGCUAAGGUGUUCCAUGAGUUCUUCGGGGGAGACAACCCCUUCAGUGAAUUUUUUGAUGCAGACGGAAGUGAAGUGGAUUUAAAUUUUGGGGGGCUCCGAGGCCGAGGGGUCAAGAAGCAGGAUCCCCCCAUUGAACGGGACCUCUAUUUGUCCUUGGAGGACUUAUUCUUUGGCUGCACUAAAAAAAUUAAGAUCUCCCGAAGAGUGCUAAACGAGGAUGGGUACUCCUCUACCAUCAAGGACAAGAUCUUGACGAUCGAUGUGAAGUGUGGUUGGAGGCAGGGCACACGCAUCACCUUUGAGAAGGAAGGGGACCAGGGCCCGAACAUCAUCCCAGCCGACAUCAUCUUCAUCGUAAAGGAGAAGCUCCACUCUCGCUUCCGCAGGGAGAACGACAACCUCCUCUUUGUGUAUCCCAUCCCUCUGGGCAAGGCCCUCACCUGCUGCACUGUGGAGGUGAAGACUCUAGAUGACCGUCUACUCAACAUCCCCAUCAAUGACAUUGUCCAUCCCAAGUACUUCAAGAAGGUGCCAGAGGAGGGGAUGCCUUUGCCCGAGGACCCCACCAAGAAGGGGGACCUCUUCAUCUUCUUUGACAUCCAGUUCCCCACCCGCCUCACACCUCAAAAGAAGCAGAUGCUGCGUCAGGCACUGCUGACCUGACGCGGGGGGAGGUGGGGGCUGGAGUCGUGGAGGAGAGGGCUCCGGGCCUGACUCCUCCGGCCCCACAAGUGCAGGGCUGAGGAGAGGGAGGAGGGCUGGGAAGCUAAGCUGACAUAAUAAAGAUUUAUUAUCCUCCAUUUUCACCCUGGAGAGUGUUGGGGAGGAGCUUCCUGCUGGCAUUUUUAU
Molecule: messenger RNA, 1227 nt
Organism: Urocitellus parryii (Arctic ground squirrel)
Lineage: Eukaryota; Metazoa; Chordata; Mammalia; Rodentia; Sciuridae
Source: RefSeq, a predicted model, not a curated record